CUCGAUUGGUAGUCCUGUGCUUUUGCUCCUCCUUGUCGGUACGUCAUAUUGCCGCUUAGUUUGAGUAGUGGUGCUUUUUAGUUUGGCGGUGUAUUGGAUUGUGCGAAUUAAAAAAAAUAUACCUAGAGAUAAGGGUGUGCUUCAGACCACAACCGAGGUGUCUUACUCGCCAGACACCAUGCACUUGGUGGUGCUACUUAUAUCCCUCGUCAUCUUCAGCGCGAAUGCUGAAGAUGACACUGCCGGACCAGUUUUCCUAAAGGAACCCCCCAAUCGAGUAGACUUUUCCAACACUACCGGAGCCGUAGUCGAAUGCAGCGCUAGUGGUAACCCGCCUCCGGAUAUUAUUUGGGUCCGAUCUGAUGGUACCGCGGUGGGUGACGUACCAGGUUUACGACAAGUCCUUGCCAACGGAAAUUUGGUGUUUCCACCCUUUAGGGCGGAAGACUAUCGCCAAGAAGUUCACGCUCAAAUUUACGCCUGUUUAGCCAAAAACAGCAUCGGUUCGAUUCAUUCCAGAGACGUCAACGUGAGAGCAGUGGUGCAGCAGUUCUACAACAGUCGCGUUAUCGACGAGUACGUCUUAAAAGGCAACACGGGCAUAUUGAAAUGUUUGGUGCCGAGUUUCGUUAGCGAUUUCAUUCAGAUCGAAUCGUGGGUAGCUGACGAUGGUACCGAAAUUAGUUACGAAACGCGAGACAGUUCCAAUUUGGAUAGUAAAUACCUGGUGUUGCCCUCUGGUGAAUUACACAUCAGGGACGUCGGACCGGAAGACGGCUACAAAUCGUAUCAGUGCCGUACGAAACACAGACUGACAGGAGAGACUAGACUGAGCGCUACCAAAGGUCGAUUGGUCAUCACCGAACCGACUAACAAUGUACCUCCGAAAAAGGUCGGGGAACAAUUUGAAGGUUGGAAAAUUAUUUUUGUUGCCAAACGCGAUACGGCUUGGUUACCUUGCCAGGUUACUGGCUACCCAGUACCAAGAUUUUUGUGGUACAAAUUUAUCGACGGAACGUCAAGGAAACAGGCAGUAGUUUUGAAUGACCGAGUGAAGCAAGUGGCCGGGACCUUGAUUAUUAGAGAAGCAAAAGUUGAAGAUUCCGGAAAGUAUCUUUGCGUGGUUAACAAUUCUGUAGGCGGAGAAAGCGUCGAAACCGUUUUGACCGUGACUGCGCCACUUAAGGCGACUAUCGAACCAAAAGUUCAGACGGUCGAUUUCGGCCGACCUGCCGUAUUUUCCUGCAAAUUCGAAGGUAAUCCUAUCAAGACAAUUUCGUGGAUGAAAGACGGCAACAAAAUCGACCACACCGACGCUGUUCUGAGGAUAGAAGCGGUAAGGAAGGAGGACAAGGGAAUGUACCAGUGCUUCAUUAGAAACGACCAAGAAAGUGCAGAAGCUACCGGAGAAUUGAAGCUAGGGGGUCGUUUCGAGCCACCACAAAUCCGACACGCCUUCAAUGAAGAAACCGUACAGCCAGGAAAUUCCGUGUUCAUGAAGUGUAUCGCCAGUGGAAAUCCCACUCCUGAAAUCACGUGGGAACUCUACGGACGUAAAUUGUCCAAUAGUGAUCGUUAUCAGAUCGGGCAGUAUGUUACAGUGAACGGGGACGUAGUGUCGCAUUUAAAUAUCACGGGCAUCCAUACAAAUGAUGGUGGUUUAUAUAGGUGCGUGGCAAGUUCAAAAGUGGGUAGUGUGGAUCAUUCGGCUCGUGUUAACGUCUAUGGAUUACCAUUUGUGAGGUCCAUGGAGAAGCAAGCAAUUGUUGCUGGAGGCACCCUGAUUGUACACUGUCCAUUCGCUGGACAUCCAGUGGAGACUGUUGUUUGGGAAAGAGACGGAAGAUUGUUGCCAAUUAAUAGGAAACAGAAGGUGUUCCCUAAUGGAACGUUGAUCAUCGAAAAUGUUGAAAGGGCGUCCGAUCAAGCGACUUAUGUUUGUGUAGCUAAGAAUUCUCAGGGCUAUAGUGCGAGAGGGUCUCUGGAAGUACAAGUCAUGGUUCCCCCGCAAAUAACUCCUUUUACUUUCGGGACGGAAGUCGUUAAUUCUGGUGAUAUGGCCAGUACUCAAUGUGCUGUGGCUAAGGGAGACCUGCCUUUAAAGAUACAUUGGUUGUUUAAUAAUCGCACUGUUGAGGUGUUACCCGGAAUCAAUGUGGGUCAAUACAAUAAAAGAAUUAGCUCUCUUAGCAUCGACUCUGCAACUCAUAUUCAUUCCGGAACGUACGAGUGUACUGCUGAAAAUUCUGCCGGGAGGUCCAGCUAUUGGGCUAUUUUGAACGUCAACGUACCUCCUCAAAUUCACCCCUUUGACUUUGGGUCAGAAAGCGUCUUUUCUGGCGAACUCGUAACGACUACGUGCGCCGUUACCAAAGGCGACCUUCCUUUGAAAAUCAUUUGGUUUUUCAACAACGAGCCUAUCGAUUCUCUACACGGCACCACGGUGGGCCAGCUAAACCCAAAAAUGUCCACUUUAAGCAUAGAAUCGGUUUCCGAGAUACAUUCGGGAGAGUUUUUGUGUAUCGCCGAAAAUCCAGCGGGAAAGUCUAGUUACUCCGCGAUAUUGAACGUUAAGGUACCACCAAGGUGGAUAUUAGAGCCGACUGAUAAAGCUUUUGCUCAAGGCUCAGAUGCUGCCGUAGAAUGUAAAGCCGACGGCUUCCCCAAACCUGUCGUUACUUGGAAAAAGGCUACAGGGGUGUCGCCUGGCGAUUACAAAGACUUUAAACAAAACGACCCAGACAUAAAAGUAGAGGACGGUACUUUGGUUAUAAACAAUAUCCAGAAAACAAAUGAAGGUUAUUAUUUAUGCGAGGCAGUUAACGGAAUAGGGUCUGGUCUGUCUGCAGUGGUUUUCAUCAGCGUUCAAGCACCUCCCCAAUUUGAAGUCAAAUUCCGUAACCAAACCUCAAGGCGCGGAGAUCCUGCUGUACUGCAGUGCGAAGCGAAAGGAGAAAAACCGAUUGGCAUUUUGUGGAAUAUCAACAAUAAACGUCUCGAACCCAAGGGUGAUAACCGUUAUACGAUCCGCGAAGAAAUAUUGCCCAAUGGGGUUUUGUCGGACUUGAGCAUCAAGAGAACUGAAAGAAUCGAUUCGGCCCUUUUCACCUGCGUCGCCACCAACGCUUUCGGAAGUGACGAUACCAACAUUAACAUGAUCGUUCAGGAAGUACCCGAAGUGCCUUACGGUCUAAAAGUUUUAGACAAAUCAGGGAAAACGGUGCAGUUGUCUUGGGUAGCCCCGUAUGACGGAAAUUCCCCCAUUAAGAAGUAUAUUAUUGAAUAUAAACCAAGCAAAGGUAGUUGGGAAAAGAAUUCCGAAAGGGUGUUGAUACCCGGUGACCAAACUGAGGCUGGUAUUUUUACAUUGCGUCCUGCCACCACUUACCAUAUCCGCAUAGUUGCCGAGAAUGAAAUCGGAUCGUCCGAACCAUCAGACACUGUUACCAUUAUCACCGCCGAAGAAGUUCCCGGGGGUCCACCAACAAAUAUCAGGGUCGACGCAGAAGAUCAACAUUCCCUAGUAGUUUACUGGAAACCGCCUCUCAGAGAUCACUGGAAUGGGGACAUUCAAGGGUACUAUGUGGGAUACAAACUGGCUAAUACCGACAAACCUUACUUGUUUGAGACUGUCGAAUUUCCAAGGGAGGAAGAAAAUAAGGAGCACUAUCUGAAGAUAUCUAACUUGAAGACUUACACUCAAUAUUCAGUUGUCGUGCAGGCUUUUAAUAAAGUAGGUGCUGGUCCCACUUCUGAAGAAAUCAAAGCGACCACCGCUGAAGGCGUUCCAGAACAACCCCCAGACAAGGCCACCUGCACCACUUUAACCGCUCAGACAAUCAGAGUUUCCUGGGUGUCACCCCCACUCACUGCCGCUAAUGGGAUCAUCAAGGGCUACAAAGUUAUCUACGGGCCAUCCGACUCUUGGUUCGAUGAAAAUACCAAGGACACCAAGAUAACAGCAUCCAGCGAAACUAUACUGCACGGUUUGAAGAAAUUUACAAAUUACAGCAUGGAAGUCUUGGCAUACACAUCGGGAGGCGAUGGAGUAAGAACUCCGCCAAUUGCUUGCCAAACUGAACAAGAUGUACCGGAAGCCCCGAUCGCAGUGAAAGCACUCGUAAUGUCGUCUGAUUCGAUCCUUGCCAGUUGGAAACCACCGGUAGAACCGAACGGCAUCAUCGAAUAUUACAUGGUUUAUUACAAGGAAUCUGGCAAUGGCGACGAAAAACCAAAAUCUCAAAAAAUCGUGCCCAAUAUUAGAAAUCAGAACUUAAGUUUCCAAGCGAAGAACCUGGAUAGUGCCUUGAAAUACGAAUUUUGGGUAACUGCCGCUACUACUAUCGGUGAAGGUCAGCCAUCCAAGAAAGUCGUUGUAUCGCCCAGCACCAGCGUACCUGCUAAAACCGCAUCCUUUGAUGAUACUUUUACUACCACUUACAAGGAAGAUGUUACUUUGCCUUGCUUAGCUGUUGGCGUUCCACCGCCAGUAAUCACCUGGACCAUCAAGGGUAUCAAAUUUAAUGUAAACUCUAAUGACAGGAUGAGGCAGCAGCCAGAUGGUUCCCUAUUCAUCCGAGACGUUACCAGAACCGAUGCAGGCGAAUAUUCCUGCCGAGUUGAGAAUGAUUUUGGGCAAGAUUCUGUAACUCAUCAAUUGAUCGUAAACGCUCCCCCACGAGCGCCGCAAGUUAUUCUUAUUUCCACAACAACAAAUUCUCUAACGAUUAAAAUCAAACCUCAUGAAUCUGACGAAGAUCAAAUUCACGGUUACACCAUUCAUUAUAAACCGGAAUUUGGUGACUGGGAAACGGUCCAGGUUGGACCUGCUACCGACAAAUAUACUUUGGAGAAGUUGCUUUGUGGCACAAGAUAUCAGUUGUAUGUAACGGCUUAUAACGGUAUCGGCACUGGUGACGCGUCAGACAAUCUCAACCCCAAAACAAGGGGGGAAAAGCCAAUUGUCCCUAGCGCGGACAAAUUUAUCGAAGUAUCAUCGAACAGUAUCACCUUGCACCUAGGUGCGUGGUCCGAUGGCGGAUGUCCGAUGCUGUACUUCGUCAUUGAGCACAAAAAGAAAACUAACGCCGAAUGGAUCCAAGUUUCCAAUAACGCAAAACCAGGUCAGAAUUUCGUGCUUUUAGAUUUAGAUGCCGCGGUUUGGUACCAUUUGAGGGUCACCGCUCACAACAAUGCCGGAUUUAACGUGGCCGAAUACGAAUUCGCAACUUUGACAGUUACAGGAGGUACCAUCGCGCCUGCCCGGGAUCUGCCUGGUGUUAAAAUGUUGUUUCCCUGGAUUCCCGAUUGGGUCGAAUGGAAUAUUGCGGUGCCUGUGGCCGCGACGGUUGUGGUCGUUGUAGUAGGAAUUGUUGUUGUUUGUGUCGCCUUGUCGAGGAAAGCUCACGGACCGUUGCAAACUAGACUGCGCAGCGAUUGUAUGUAUGACGUUGUUUACAAUCAAUCAUGUAACGCCGCAUCUACUUUGGACAAACGAAGGCCAGACUUGCGUGACGAACUUGGAUACAUUGCUCCACCCAAUAGGAAGCUCCCUCCAGUUCCCGGAUCCAAUUACAAUACGUGCGACAGGAUUAAACGAGGUACCGCGUUAAGGGCACAUUAUCGUUCUCAUUCGACUUGGGAUCCCAGACAGCGUCAUUUAUAUGAAGAGUUGAGAAGUAGGCGUGGCUCAAACGAAACUGUUCACACGCACAGAGGCAUGGAUGAUGAAAUUUGUCCUUACGCCACUUUCCACCUGCUUGGGUUCCGCGAAGAAAUAGAUCCCAGCAAAGCGAUGCAGUUCCAAACGUUCCCGCACCCGCAUGCGGGAACUCUAGGCGCUUCGGGAAUGAACACUCCUCAUCAAAUGCAUUCACGUAAUGGAUCCCAAUCUAUGCCCAGGCAGAACAAUAGACGAUAUGAUAGAGUCGGAUCACAAGGAAACGGAAGCAUCUAUUCUCCUGGUCCAGAGUACGAUGACCCAGCUAACUGUGCCCCGGAAGAUGAACAGUACGGCUCCCAGUAUGGUGGUUACGGGGCUCCUUAUGACCAAUACGGAAGUCGCGGUUCUAUCGGACGUCGUUCUCUUGGAUCACUAAGAAUUCCACCAACCAGUAACAGUCCCGAACCCCCACCACCACCACCACGUAACCAUGAUCCCUCUUUUAACGACUCCAAAGAUUCCAACGAGAUAUCGGAAGCAGAAUGCGAUAGGGACCAAUUAAUCAACAGCAGGAGUUAUGGAGUAAUGAGAGGUAACGCGAAGGAUGGCAUGACCCAUGAAGAAAUGCGAAAACUGAUUGAGAGAAACGAAACAGGGCAAACCGCAGCAGCAAACGGGGGACUCACAGCCUACGAUACUGUGGCAGUGUAAUUUGUAAAAAAGCAAGUAAUGAAUUUCUUUACACUUUUGAAAUUUAGCAGCCGCCAAUACUACUAACGCGUUCGAUGCGUCCAUAUUUAAUGGUAGCAUCGAUCAGAUGUUGUGGUUACUAAAUUUCCCGAUUUUGCAAUAAAUGUUCACGUCGAUGAGACUGACUUUGUAUAUUAUUUAAAUCGGUUUAGCGCAAAGUGCUUGUUUAAAAAAAACGCAUUUCUUAUUAAAAAAAAAAUAGCGGUGAAUAUUUAUUGCGAAAUUUUUACUUCACACUCUCUUUUCAAACCAAAUAUAUUAUUAUUAAGCUGCCUUUAUUUUGUGGGCUCGGGAGCCGCUACAUUGAAAACGUACAUUUUUGUCGCAUAAUUUGGAAUUUUUUUAUAUUUUCUUGUGUAGUUAAAAAAUGAUUUGUACAAAGUGGCUCAAUGUGUCAUGUGAUAUUUUUAUGGUUCGUGGAUGUUUGGUUCAUGCGGUGCAUCUCGGAUGUCAGUUUUAGUCAACAGGAUGACUUUUCUUCCAGGUGUAAGUUGAUCUGGGAAAAGUAUAUUUUUGACAUUAAAAUUCUAAACAAUUGACUACUUGAACUGACAUUUAAAUAUGCCCCUGGCACAGAUUAUAUCCGUUUUUGGGCGGGAAAAUUAUAAGAUUCAAGGUUAUCAAUUCUUUAACAAAGUGAUCACAUUUUAUUUUGAUUAUAAAACCGAUUAUUUUGACAGCAUUAGAAUGACUCCAAAUCAGAAAGUUAUAAGAAUUCUUCUCAUUCAAUUUAAUUUGUAGUUUUUUAUGGUAUUUAUCUAUGUUGAGUAACGAAAAAAAUUGACCACUUCGUUAAUAGAUUACUUGAUAUUGCGCUAUCCAAUAUUCGUAACAAAAUAUCGGGGAAAUAAUCUGUGCAUUCAGUCUACAGUUGGUGCCAAAAUUAACGGGAAAGAAAAAGCUAUACCAUCAUACUGUAGGCCAUAUACUCUUGAUUUUGUAUAGGUAGCUUAUUGUUUAAUUUUAUGCUUUACUAAGUUGUUUUCGUUUUCCAAUUUAUGUAGUUUUUAGUACGGUUGGCGAUUUGGUUUUGUUUAAUUGUAAUCGUGCUGUACAAGUUUUGAAGGUUGUGCGUCGCCAGCUUUUUAGGUAAUACGCUAUUGAUAAAACUACUAUAUUGUAUUAUAGCUGAUGAUGAGCAGUCGGCAGUCUUAGAACUUUUACAUCAGUCCAGGUAGUGCUAUUUUCAAUUUAGGUUGCGUAACAAGUUCCAGACUGUUUGGCGAAACUAUAUAUGACCCAAUGUAGCAGAGUAAAAAAGUUAUCAGUUGCUAAUUACGAAACUAUAUAGAUGUUUAUAAAUUUUAAGCAUGCAUUCAAAUAUUUAAAUGUAGAUGUUGAGAUUAAAUCCAAAAUUAGACCUGGAAUUUAUCUGCUAAACGCUAUUGACCAGAUUUAACAUGUAUAAUUCGUGUAAUACUCAACGGGCAGUCCUUCAGCUUGCCUUUAUCUUUAGGAUAUUUGAAAUGAUGUAGCCUUAGGUGUAUUUUAUUGACUACUUAUUUGUGGUGGCAUUUUAGACUCUUUCAAAUUUUUCCAAAUCGUAAAGAUCGCUUCCUAAACACCAACACAUUUUGCAAUUUGUUUCCGCUUUCAAGUUCCUAACGUAGUGACAGAUUAUAUUCUGGGCAUAUAUUUUUUUAGAAAUAGUCUUGUAUUGUCAUUUUUUGCUGUGACUAGUCAACCAAACUUCCAGUAAAAGCCAUUAAAUUAAUUUUAUAUGAAAAAUGACAAUUCAUAUUGUUUUUGUGAUAAUGGUUUGAAAUGCCAUUAUUUUUGUGUAUUGUAAGUGUGCUCUAUUAUAUCCAUUAGUGUGUAAGUUAACUAUAAUAUUCUCUAUACCUAUCACAUAUUAAUUACUCUAAUUGUAUUUAACAUAAUUAUUAUGGUCUUUAAUGAUAAUUUCCUUGCAAUAUUUAAAAUAACAUCACGCCAACUCUUUUGAAUGCACUUUCUUUAACUUUCGGCUUGUGACAUAUUUUAACUUGAUAGUUUUGAGUUUCUCGAUUUUUUAUGAUGUUGAAUGUAUGUAUUUUGUGAGUUGCUUUUUGUAUUACAUUUGAACGAUUUUGCUUACCAAAGUUCGUUUGGGUUGAUUAUAUAAAUAAAAUA
This is a messenger RNA of Cylas formicarius (sweet potato weevil), 8524 nucleotides long. It is a transcript of the gene Dscam1, whose product is annotated as cell adhesion molecule Dscam2. Gene Ontology annotation, molecular function: cell-cell adhesion mediator activity. The coding region runs from base 179 to 6373 and encodes 2064 amino acids. The record is from RefSeq and is a predicted model, not a curated record. Lineage: Eukaryota; Metazoa; Arthropoda; Insecta; Coleoptera; Brentidae. Gene Ontology annotation, biological process: dendrite self-avoidance; homophilic cell-cell adhesion; axon guidance. Gene Ontology annotation, cellular component: plasma membrane; axon. The transcript has 29 exons.